CCGUGCGUUCACCGGGAUUGGUUCACUCGGUUUCAGUCGUACUACAUCGCGCCGUGUACUGACGGCCUGAAAAAAAUUACGUAAAUAUUACAAUACUCACGCAUUGAUUAUGAAACGUCUGUAAGCGUUGAGCAGCACCGAGUUCCAUUCACGAAACCUGGACACGAGUGGACCUGUGGUAGCGCCGUCUGUAUUUUGUUUGAAUUGUGCGAUUCUGUUUGACCCUGGUGAUUUUAUUUUAUUAUAUUGUUUUGGAACCCCAUCCCGUGGUGUUUGCUGAAUUUGCCUCUGUGUUUUUGUUGUGAUUUAUUAUUCUGUCUGAUUGGAUUGUCGCAUAAGUUAUUGAUGUGAUCGUGCUGCAAAAUGGUGUAAUGUGAUUGUGCUGGACUCUAGAUUGCUAAACAUGACGAACUUGAAUAUUCGAGCGACUUUUUUCGAACUGUUAUAAAUUUCGCUUGGUUACGCAACCGACCGUAUCAAUGAUUCGGUGAAAAUUAAUCAAAUAAAAUGGGGCGGCGACGUUGGAGAUUUGUAACGAUCGCGGCGUUCUUGCUUUUUAUGAUAAAGGACACGCAGUGUCAAGAUGAAAACGACUUUUACUACACACCUGUGGAAAGAAGUUUUGCUCAAGUUCAACCAUCUAUAUUCCCAAAUAAUCGCCCAGCGACAUAUUUCGAACACGGCGACAGCUUUAGAGUACCGCAGUCGUCACAGCAACCACUUUAUAGCGAGGGUCAUGUGAGAUUUCCAAGUCCCAAUUACAAUCAAAAUCCUGUACCCUUCCAAUUGCCUACUGGCCGAAGUCAGCCUGGCGCACCUUAUUAUGCAAAUCAAGCAGACUUCAGUGCUCCUCAGAAACAAAGGUUUAGGCCCGCUCUACCUUACAACUUCCAAUUAGUUCAUCCAGCCUCAACUAAAAGGCCUGAACUUCCUCCACAAAUUCAUUCUGCGGCCUAUCAAAAUGAUCCUUCAAAACCAGAAACAUUUUUAGGACAAAUAACGAUAAAUAACCCCGAUAUUGACUACUUGCAAAAUAAUAGAUACAAGAACAUACCAUUUGAUAACAACAGCUUAAAAAGUAAUGGUCAAAGCGGUCACAUUAAUCAUGAUGAGGAUAUCGAUAACGAAAAUCAGGAUCUUUUUGAUCAUCCCAGAGUAACAACAUAUAAUCCUAAUAAACUUGUAAAUAAACAAAGACUGAAUAUUAGGCCAGGUAGCUUACGAUUUACUCAUCAUGAAUUACCAUUAGAAGAAACGACAAUCUUCCAAAAUGCGCCAAAUAAACCAUUGGAUUCAAAUAAUAACAGCAAGAUUCCGAAAAACGUAUCAAGUUCCAAGGAGAACAAAGCUCUUCUAGAUUUGGAGCCGCUAUUAGAAGACGACAUUAGUGAUAUAAGUACAUUUAGAGAGCUUAUGAAAAAUACUCAAGGAUCAUUCGACGUCCAAGUAAUUAAAUCUAACAGCAGUUCAGAAACUUCUUCAAACAAUAAUGAUGAUAGUAAACCUGAUGCCAGCUCAAUGAAUGCUGAUAAUUUACCGAAGAUAACUUCUGGUCAGACUCCUAAAACUAUUUUAACUUCAACAGCUAUUCCAACUUCAACUAAAAGUCAAAUGAAAAAAGUAACAGAUAAUCCUCAACAUUUCGAAGAGGAGUUACAUAGUGGUGAAGAACAUACACACAGCGGAGAAGAAGAAGAAGAGUAUGAAUAUUAUGAUGAAACCGAAAGCAGUGAAAUAAAACACACUACGUCAAAGCCUACGCAUGAUUUUACAGAGCAUGCAACUGACGUAUAUGAUGACUAUGAUGCUACAGAAGAACCGGAAAUAUUUACAGAAGAGUCUAAACCAGAUGUUACAGAAUCAUUUCAUGUGGUAAUGAAAUCUGGUAAUGCUACGGUCAAAGAUGAGAACUUCAAACAUUUUGUAGACACAACUAUCAUUGAUCAACCUGAACAGAUUUCAAAUGAAACUAUUACAUUAGGGAGCACAAAUAUUUCUGUUUCUAGUGAAGAUGUGUCAUCCAUCGAAACACCAUCUAUUCUUGGAGAGGAAGUUGUCUCAGUGGUGACAACCAAGAGCGUUGUUAAUGGAACAAUUUCCAUCCCUGAUGUUACUUUAGCUCCUACCACGACUAAAAAACUAGGAGCUUUGCCAGCCUCAACCUCAGAACGAAGUCAAAAUAAUGAUACCUCUUUACUAGCCACAACUGAGAAUUGGAUAGUAGUUGCUUCAGUUCAAACUAGCCGAAGCGUAUCGGGCGCGCGAUUUUUACCAUUCCUUACGGUAGAUCAAGAUGAAAAGAAACAAGUAUUAGCUGAUGACGAAGAGGAAGACGAGGAAAAUCUUGCAGAAUUUGUGACAAGAGAUCCGAAAGAGGAAACCAGUGAACAAAUUAGUAGUAGUUCAUCAUCAACUGAAAAUAUUAAUGAUAAGUUGGACAGUAUUCAGUCUGAGUUAUCAAGUGCUGUACUAUCAGGGUCUUUAAAUAGUGGAGAUAAAAAUAUAAAACAUAUUAUGGAAACUACCACAGAGGCUAUUGCAAACAGUACUAUUGCUUUCACUGCUACGACGAUGACAACACCGGGUACGCUGAAUGUUUUUACAUUGAAGAGCACUCAAGUGCCUACUGUGGCUGAACGAUCAUCGCCCGAUCCACCGCCGGUAUUGAUUAAGAAAUUUACACCACGAAUUACAACAUCUACUACGCCUAAACCGCGGAAAAAACCAUCGUUUGUCACUGUAAUGGACGAGUUGCCUCCAGGAUUUUUGCCCUCAGGUUACAAACAAAGACACUCUUAUAAAGAUAAACGAACAAGCACUACAACUUCAACUACGACGACUACUACUACUACAACUACACCUGCUGUUUCAUCAACUGAAGAUUCUGACGUAGUUAUAAAUGGUACACAAGGACGAUCUUCUGGUAUUAGUUCUAAAAACAAAGUUAUAGUAUUAGAUGACAAGUCUCUCCUUCCAAAAGAAUACCGACCAAAGGAAAAAGUUCCAGAGGACUUAUUCAAAAAGUUCGAAAAAGACGAUCUAAACAAAUUUUUACCACCAGGCUAUAAACCACCUGCAUCUGAAGAAACAGAAGUGAAAUCGAUUCCCAAGGCUAAUAUUUUCGAUAAAAUAUCCAUACAAGAAGUUGAUAUAAGCGCAUUUUUGCCCAAAGAUUUCAAAUUAAAUGAACCUACUAUAGAGAAACCUAAAUCUUUACCUGAACUGCCAAUCAAGGCUACGCAAGUGGACAUCACAGCAUUUCUGCCUCCAGGUUUUAAAUUAAAUGCGACUAAAGAUGAGAGUGACACUAAAAAUGAGACUCAUGAUCCAUUAAGUAAAUUUAAAGUUACUGAUGUGUCAAGUUUACUCCCACCUGGCUUUAAUUCAAACAGUACCGACGAACCAGUAUUGCCCAGCUCCACUCAGUCCACCGGAAACUUUAAAGUUGUUUUCCCUUCAAGACCUGGUAACAAAAAUACGAGAAAAACUACCCCUAAACCAAGUCAUGGUAUAGGUCCAUCUCCAGUAACGCCAGCAAUUAAAAAGGGUUGGCCUACAAGAGCCUCAACGGAGUUCACUGGUUGGCCGUCACCAUCAACAACACCGUUUUCGAUAGAAAAGUUUCUGAACAAGGAUAUUUCGGUCUCUACUCCAGCACCCGAAGCAAUUACAGAAAAAACCACACGGCGCAUUUCUACCACUACUACCACGACAGCAGCGCCUCCACCAUCGACAACCCCUGGGAUUUGUAAACAGGAGUGCGAUAUUGCUGCUACUAUCAAAAUAGUAGCAGGAGUUAAGUGGGUUCCGGAAUUAUUAGACCAUCAUACAGAGGAUUGGCAACGGUUAGCUAAAGAGGUAAAGGAAGAGUUAAACUCUGUGUAUUCAAAAUCUGAUCUGCUCAAAAAAUGGUACAAAGGUAUCCGUAUAGAUGGGUUUAGUCAAGGCUCUGUAUUAGUCGACUACUUUAUCGAACUCAAUAAAGUUGAAGAAAGAGUCGAUACAUUAGAGUUGAAAAGCCUGUUUCACAAAUCUCUGCGCGAAGCGAAACCUGGGUCUGUCGUUGAGAUUCUGCAGGAAGAAUCAAAUGACAAAUUUGAUCCUAAUGUAAUGUUGGGCGAUCAGCCAGAUGAAGAGAGAAUGAAAAAGAGUAAUGAAAAGAUGACCAAAACGAUAGACAAGUCGGCUGGAAAGCUAGAGAUUGGGAAAUUUGUUAUGGAUCCUGCAUACACUGAGUUUAUUGUUUUGCCAAAACGUGAGGAGCCAAAACAUGUAGAACAAGAGGAAGAGUCAUUCCUCCCUCAAUGGGGUAUUGCUGUUAUAGUAAUAGCCAUGGCAUCACUUCUUUUCGUCGUGAUUUUCGGAGUCACAGUGCUUGUGAACCGCCAAAAAAGUGCCAAAGCUAAACAACCUAUACCGCUUAGUGAAGAUAUGCUUAGAGAAUUGGAUAAGAAUCACAUGGGAGGCUUCGACGAUGUGCAUCAAUUGAAGGAGAGAGAAUUACCUUACGCUCCGUCAGGGAAGCGAAUGUCAACGGCAUUCAUCGAGCAGUUGGCGUAUCCGAAUCCUGGCGACUCGUGGCGGUCAGAAUGGACGCCACAGCUGCAAAAGUAUAUGCAGCAUUAUACGCCGGACUCAGGACGCGGUUCCCAGAUAUACGGCGCUUCUGGAAAUGGUUACGGAUAUGGAGGAGGAUCGCAGCUUUAUGGGCAAACGGGUGGCGGUGGUGGUUCCCAAAUCUACGGCUACACCGGCGAAUACGUGCCUCGCUCGCACUACUCUCGACGUCGUUCUGAAUACGACAGCAACUUCUAGACGCUUUUAGAUGUUUCUAUGUCUGAGACUCUUGACAAUAUUUCCUGAACUCGGAGUUGGAUCUCCUAUAGUUCACUUAACACUCGUUCAUCCAUGUAGAAUAUCAUUUUACCAAACAUCAGUAACCGGUUGUGAAAUAUGAUUUAUCAUAGAUAAUUUAUCUGAAAAUAAAUGUAAUUUAAAAUUGUAUUUCUGAAUUUGUAAGAUUUUACAAUAUGCAUUAUAUUUUAGCAGCUUUUUAGUCCGGCCUAUUUACGACUGUUUAUACAGUAAUAGUGCAGUGCCAAAAAGAAUUUUGACUAUCUAUAAAGAUAUUGUUUUAAUAAACCUUGACGUAGAAAUUCGACUUCAUGUUCAAUAAUCUCAAUUAAGUACAGAGUUUAUUAAAUAAGAGUUUACCAAAGUGACUCUUUCUUUGUAUCGGAUAAUAAAAAAGGCAUCCAAAAUAGGGUAUUUCUCCGUCAAGUUUUAUCCAUACCUAAUUCGAUUGUCUGCCAAAAUAUUAACUAUUACGACUGAUUGUGAGAUGUAAAUAACAUAGAAGUAAGUAUUCACCAAUAUUGUAAAUCGGAUUAGUAGAGAAUACUAAGAAUUUCUGUAGAUAUCUCUCUGCAUACCUAUAUUUGCUCAGAACCUGUAGUGGAACGCGUUAGGCCGUGUGCGUGAAACGCCUCUUUGUGCCAAAUGUAUUGUCGGUGUGUGUAAAUAAACGUUUAUAUUAUGUAUCAUUAUAGAAGUAUAGGGUGUUAUCAUUUUCAGCUUAUUCGAUGUCGAACUGUAUAGGAACAUUUUACGGAGCAUUCGUAAAAGUACCUUUAGUAUAACAUUGUUCGGUUGUUUCCAAUAGAGCGGUUUUAUAGUGAUUCUGAUAACACUCUUCAUUGUAAUGUUGGUGGCUCUCUGCCAAGAUUGUGCCACCUCGAUUGUGUUUCGCGAAUGCCCCUCGAGGACAAUUCUACUGCACUGAGGGGGAUAAGAUUUACGUGGGCUGGUCAGGGAUCCCCUUACCCCACAAAUUUACGAUUACACAAAAUAAACCCAUGUCAUGUCAUACUAGUGGACAAAGUGUGAUGGUGUGUGAAUUAAAUGUUGAUGUAAAUACAGUCACAG
Hyposmocoma kahamanoa is the source of this 5925-nucleotide messenger RNA. Its product is annotated as mucin-5AC. Lineage: Eukaryota; Metazoa; Arthropoda; Insecta; Lepidoptera; Cosmopterigidae. The record is from RefSeq and is a predicted model, not a curated record. The transcript has 10 exons. Bases 508 to 4815 code for a protein of 1435 amino acids.